AUGGCGUCCACAGGCACCGAUGAGAAGCGCGGCACUUCUUUUAACAACGAGCAGCGCAUCGAGAACCUCAAUGCAGAGAAGAUCUCAACUUCUUCAGGCGAGCUGGAAGCGCAGCAUGUCGAGCUAGACGAAGCGGAAGCGAACCGCGUACUGCGCAAGGUUGAUUAUCGACUUGUACCUAUGCUUGCUCUGCUAUACCUCGUCGCUUUCAUUGAUCGCUCGAACAUUGGCAACGCCAAAAUCGCCGGUAUGGACGUCGACCUCAAUCUACGCGGUCUUCAAUACAACACCGCCGUAACCCUCUUCUUCAUACCCUACACACUCCUCGAAGUUCCCUCGAACAUCGUGCUCAAGAUGGUGAGGCCCUCGCACUGGAUGGCAAUUCUUAUGUUCUCGUGGGGUUUGGUGAUGACGCUCAUGGGUCUCGUAAACAGCUACGGAGGGCUCCUAGCAGGCCGCUUCUUCCUUGGUGUCACAGAAUCCGGAUUUUUCCCCGCAGCAACGUUUCUGCUUACACUGUGGUACCGGCGCUUCGAAUUGCAGCGACGCAUGGCUGUAUUCUAUGUCGCUGCAUCACUGGCAGGUGCCUUCUCUGGCCUUCUCGCCUUCGGCAUCGAGAAAUUGGACGGGAGGUCCGGGAUUGCUGGAUGGCAAUGGAUUUUCUUGAUCGAGGGCUUGAUUCCAGUUGCCCUUGCUCUGGUCAUCUGGAAGAUCCUGCCAGACAGCCCCGAGACAGCUGGGUUCCUUACGCAGCCGGAGAGAGAUCUGCUGGUUCGCCGACUGCAGGACGACUCCAGCAGUGGGCAGGGCAAGGCUACGAACAACGAUAAGAUGGGAAAACAGCACAUCAUUGCUGGUCUCUCAGACUGGAAAGUCUGGGCAGGUGUUGUUAUCUUCUGGGGUAACACUGUAGGUGUCUAUGGUUUCACUGCGACAGUUCCAACCGUGAUCAACGGCCUCGGUUAUUCCAGCGCAAAUGCCCAACUUCUUACGAUUCCCAUUUACGUCUUUGCCGCCAUUAUCACCAUUAUCUGGGCUUGGGGCUCUGAUCUCACCCAGAUACGCUCAUCCUGGAUCAUCGGUGGCUACUGCAUUGCCAUUAUAGGCUUCAUUGCUCAACUCGCUAUCCCGCAUCCUAAAUACCCUGGUGUAACUUACGGUUUCCUCUUCCCAGUCGCAGCUGGCCUGUAUUGCCCUUUCACUUGCCUGGUUUCGUGGGUCGCAAACUCACUGGCACCCAGCUCGAAGCGCGCUGUUGGUAUGGCGCUACUCAUUUCCGUGGGCAAUAUGGGUGGCAUCAUGGGUAGUAACAUCUAUCUUGCGAGGGAGAAGCCGAAGUACACGACGGGGUUUGCGGCCAGUCUAGCAAUGUGUAUUGCGGCUGUUGCUAUGACCUUUGUUUUACGCUGGGCGUACGGCAAGGAGAACAAGAAGAGAGAUCAGCUGAUCCAAGAACACGGCGAGGAGGCAAUUAGGGCAAGGUACUCGGAUGAGGAUCUGUUGAUGUUGGGAGACAAGAGCCCAUUCUUCAGGUACACAUUGUAAGC
Messenger RNA from Macroventuria anomochaeta, 1547 nucleotides. Its product is annotated as MFS general substrate transporter. The record is from RefSeq and is a predicted model, not a curated record. The transcript has 3 exons. Gene Ontology annotation, molecular function: transmembrane transporter activity. Gene Ontology annotation, biological process: transmembrane transport. Lineage: Eukaryota; Fungi; Ascomycota; Dothideomycetes; Pleosporales; Didymellaceae. Gene Ontology annotation, cellular component: membrane. Bases 1 to 1545 code for a protein of 514 amino acids.